Blastocystis hominis is the source of this 404-nucleotide messenger RNA. RefSeq lists its product as hypothetical. NCBI's taxonomy places the organism in Eukaryota, Bigyra, Opalinata, Blastocystidae. The coding region runs from base 23 to 349 and encodes 108 amino acids. The record is from RefSeq and is a predicted model, not a curated record. The transcript has 2 exons.
AUAUGCGGUCCCUUAUCAGGAAAUGCUGCAUUCGGGAGGCAAAACAGCGUGGACGACGUCGGGUCCGAUCAUUCCUGAGACGGGAUUGCCGAUGAUCAGCGGAGGCCAGGGACUGGGAUUCGAGGAGGCGGAGGUUUUGUCGAAGGUGGACAAGAAGGAUUUGAAUAUGGACCCGCGGGAAGCGCUGAUUCGGCAUGCGAAUGACACGACGAAGGACCGGCAGGCGGAGUAUUUCACGAAGGUGUUUCAGAAGAACCAGCCGAAACCGAUCUUUGCGAAGAGAACGCUAGAGAGGGACUUGGAUGAGGAGGAGGAGAAGAAGAGGAAGAGAGUGACGAUUAAUCAUUAGGAGGAGAAGGAGGAGGAGGAGGGAGGAAGGUUGUGAUUUUGAUUUUGAUGAUGGU